Molecule: messenger RNA, 438 nt
Organism: Colletotrichum phormii
Lineage: Eukaryota; Fungi; Ascomycota; Sordariomycetes; Glomerellales; Glomerellaceae
Exons: 2
Coding region: 187-438 (83 amino acids)
Source: RefSeq, a predicted model, not a curated record
GGGCACAACACAACUCGUUCCGAAGUCGAUUCAGCCACGAAAACCAUUGUUGAAUCUCCAGAACACCUCCGAUUUCCCUAGUACAAUUCGUCAAUUACUGGAGCAAAGACAAUUUCACUCAGUCAAGAAAUUUGGGAAAACAAACGCACUGUCCCGUUCUCUCAACCCACCCAAGACGUCUUCACAAUGACUGUAGUCCAUAUCGUAUUAUUCAAGUUCCGCCCCGACGUUCCGGAAGAACACAAGUCCACAUUCGUCCGCGAACUCAAAACCCUAAAGUCCCUCCCCUGCGUCAAAGACCAACGCCUCAUCGUCGGCGGGCCCUCCAUCACAGACCCCAUCGAGAGGAGCAAAGGAUACCAAUUCGCGCUCCUGAGCUUCCAUCAAGAUCGGGAAGCGCUGGAGUCGUAUCAAGCUAGUCCGGAGCACCACAGGUAA